GAAGAAGGAGCUGGUUAUUCAUCACACAAGGGUCGCAGGGGCAGAAGUUUCUGAGCUUUUCUGUGGAGGAGGAAACUACUUCUGUGACCAGGGAGACGAGCUUCCACCAACAUGGCUGCGGUCUCAGCCUGGUUCUGGAACGAGAGGUUUUGGCUUCCACACAACGUCACCUGGGCGGAUCUGGCGGACCCGGCGCCCGGGGUGGAGUAUCCCAAAGUCGGACACUUGUUUGCUGCCCUGCCGCUGGCUCUGGGGAUCUUGGCCGUCAGGAUCUUCUUCGAGAGAUUUAUUGCCAGUACCUGUGCCCAGCGUCUCCACCUUCAACCAGGUGUUGGAAGAAGAGCUCAGCCCAACACAGUGCUGGAGAAAGUUUAUACAUCCAUCACAAAGAGUCCAGACUCCCGACAUCUGGACGGCCUCUCCAAACAGCUGGACUGGGAUGUACGAAAGGUCCAGCGUUGGUUCAGACAACGCAGGAACCAAGACAAACCCAGCACACACACUAAGUUCUGCGAGAGCAUGUGGAGGUUAACAUUUUACUUGUGCAUAUUUAUCUAUGGCAUCCGGUUUUUGUUGCAGUCCCCUUGGAUGUGGGAUACACGACAUUGCUGGUACGGUUACCCCUAUCAGGUCAUGACUCCGGGUCUUUACCACUACUAUGUGACAGAAUUGGCCUUCUACUGGUCACUCAUGUUUUCCCAGUUCUCCGACAUAAAAAGGAAGGACUUCACGAUCAUGUUCAUCCAUCACCUGGCGACAGUCGGCCUGAUCAGCUUCUCCUACGUCAACAACAUGGCGCGGGUCGGGAGCCUGGUGAUGUGUGUCCAUGAUGCCUCUGACUUCCUGCUGGAGGCAGCCAAGCUGGCCAACUAUGCCAAAUACCAGCGCCUGUGUGACUUCCUCUUCAUUGUGUUCAGUGUGGUUUUCUUCAUCACACGACUUGUUAUAUAUCCAAUAUGGGUCCUUAACUCCACUAUGUUUGAGAGCUGGGACAUAGUCGGGCCGUUCCCGUCCUGGUGGGUCUUCAACAUCUUACUGCUCGUCCUACAGGUGCUGCACAUCAUCUGGUCCUACCUCAUAUCCCGUAUAGCUGUGAAAGCCAUGCUGCGCGGCAAGGUGUGUAACGACGUCCGCAGUGACAUUGAGAGCAGCUCAGAAGAAGACUUUGACACGCCCACAGACGCCCUCAAGGCUCCUGCUCAUUCUCCCAAGGGAGAGAAUGGCACUAACGGCCACUGUGCUGCCUCCAGAGCUCAGGCACACAACCACAGCAGCUGGUGACAUGGUCCCUGGCGCCCCCUGCAGUUUGUUUUCCUGAGCGCUUAGUUUGUCCUGUGAAAGUCGUGCAAGCUCCCUCUCACAUUUGAGACACACGCAGUCUUCAACCACACAUUACUCAGACAGCGAGUGUGCACAGAUUCACAUGUUGGUGAACUGACGGAUACACAGAUACUUGAACAGCACAACUCAAGAGGGGAAACAACAUGGAAAUCAGUUGUAGCAAGUGAUUUAGCCUUUUUCUUUUAAACAAUUUAUUUUGUGUGUUUGGCUGCAGAUGUUGGUCGGUUUCAAGGUUCUCUCCCAGUUUUAUUGGUCAGAUGAACUUGAUUUAUUUUGUUUCCAUGGGUUCAUUUCAUUUAUAGGAUAGAAAACUCUUCCUGGGGCGGGUUUGACCUUUCAAGGAUUUUGCACUUCUUUAUUCAAAUUUAACAAGUCACAGUUGUUAUUCGUAGAAUAUCUGCUUUAUGUGGCCGUCUCUGCCCUUUGCAGGUUUGUGUGCUUUUAC
Paralichthys olivaceus (Japanese flounder) is the source of this 1786-nucleotide messenger RNA. RefSeq names its product ceramide synthase 5 (gene cers5). The record is from RefSeq and is a predicted model, not a curated record. Gene Ontology annotation, cellular component: membrane. Gene Ontology annotation, molecular function: sphingosine N-acyltransferase activity; DNA binding. Gene Ontology annotation, biological process: ceramide biosynthetic process. NCBI's taxonomy places the organism in Eukaryota, Metazoa, Chordata, Actinopteri, Pleuronectiformes, Paralichthyidae.